GUUGCUCCUGUUUGUUCCUGGCUAUGGCUGUCACCAGUGGGCAAAUUGGCAUAAAUAGGCCUUCGCAAGUGGAAAGUCAUUUAACCCCUGUCCUUGUCACACUCCAAGUCCUCUCAGUGGCCAGAGAACAGAAAGAAAAUCUGACUGUGCAUGCGUGGAGGGUGAGCUGAGACUACAGCCCCAACCCGAAGGCACCUCUGCAGGGGGAGCCUGGAGACUGUCCUUCCUGUCGGAGACGCCGGACACUCCAACCCAAACAAAUAGGUUACUCCUCAAGUGGAGAGGCAGCAUCUACAAACUAUUGUACAGGGAAUUUAUUGUUUUUGCUGUACUGUACACAGCAAUAAGUUUGAUGUACAGGUACUUUCCUUUGCAUGUGUUCUUAAAUGGCCAUCAAAUAGCAUAUAUGAAUACAGUCUCAAAAAUCCAAGUCCUUUGGUUGCCUCUGACUUUUGCAUUAUGUAAUCUCCUCCUUUGCAUGAUUCUCUGUUGCCCUCUUCUCCCUGGGACUGAGUAUCUUAAUCCACACCUAACCAUUUUUGAGAUGUUAAAUGGACUCUAACCCAUCAUGUUUAGGUGGUUCCCAUUCCAGCCCCACUUGAACUGGUCGUGAUGAAGUAUUAUUUGUGCUUCAGGAAUUUUGCUCCAGGCAAAAAAUGAAAGAUUUAUACCUAGAUCCUCACUAAGUGAUGAUUUUUACCAUUCAAAAUCAUUAUUUUUGCCUCUCUGAAUGGUAUCAUUCAUAGUUUGAGUUUAUGAUUUGACUGCUUGCAGCGACUACUUACAUAAUUAACACUUUCAUAAAUAGUGUAUAUCAGGCAACUUUCCUUCCUUUUUCCUGGAAUGACAAAAUCUUAUCUAAGAUGGUGCCCCCAAACUUACCAAUAUCUCAAUUAAAGAAAAAGGCUAAAAACGAAUUUAUUUUUGUCAUGUCUUCAAAGUUGAAGGCACGUUAUAUUCACAAAAGAUAUUUAUUCUUUAUAACAUCACAAACUUUGCCUGUCAAGAUUGACAGGUAAUUUGAGCAACAUUACUUCCAUGGAAUACAUUUAUGACUAACAAUUAUAGUCUUAAUAAAAUUUUAGCAGUAUUAUAAAUGGGAAGCUCCAUGAGUUCUUUUAAUUAACAUUGAUUGCACAAUUUCUUCUCAGGGAGAACUUAAAACUUAAAAUAGAAAAGUUAAAGGUUUUUGAGGCUGUAUUUCCGCCUUUUCUGUGCUCAUCAGUUUGUUCUUUCCCUUCUGCAUACCAUGAACAAAUUUGCAUGUCAUUGCUCCCACCUGUAUUCCUCCUUGCAGUGACAGGACCCCAUGUGAAGAAGAGGGAAGUUAAUUUGACUGGUUGAUAAUGACCAAAAGUGAACAGUUAUUUUGCUAUAUAUCAAAACUACUGUUCCCCCAAAAUGUAUAUAUUGGUAUACAUUUUGGCAAAAUAUCUUUAAAAGGGAGGUUUUAUUAAAAACCUCUAAUGAUUUUUUUUAAUAAAUCCUCUAAAUACAGUAUUAUUUUUACAAUUUAUUUAUAUGUCAUCCAAUCCUUCACAAUAUCAAAUGGUGGAAGACACAUGACGUUUCAGGAUAAUUGUCUCAUUUGUUUAUUUUUACUAAUGUGUAUUUAUUGCUGCUACUGCUGCUUAGAAUAGAAUAGCUCUUAGAGCAGUUGCAACGUAGCCAGAGAUGCUCCACUGGGCCUUAAUUUUGGCUCCAAUGUCUUAUUUAUUUCCCACAAAACUGUAUGCACAUAUUUUUUCUAAAGACCAAAAAGUGCUUGUGUUUUUAACGAUCAUCAUUAUUUCAAGCCAUUUUUCAUUCCUUAAAUUUUGAACGUGAAAUCUUAUUAAAAUAGAUCCUUUUACCUUGAUCAAAGCUCUACCAAGAACUACAGGCUGAAUCUGUUGAGAAAGUCAGACAUACCUCUAGACAAAUAUAGACAAAUAAAAAAAAUGAGUUUCAUUCUCAUAUCCACUAACAAUGCUAAAGUUUUUUAAUCCCAUUAUAAGCAAAUAGUUAUGCUUGUCAAAAAAUCAUAAGAUAGAACCCGAAUUCACUAGUUUGAUUAUCUCUCUUUGUAUUUUGGGAUACAUUUGACAAAAUACUUGCUGUAGUACCUUCUAGCUAGUAAAAUUUCUAUGUGUCUAUUAGCUUAGUAUUUUUUCCUUUGGCCAAUUAUUAAUAGUAACAACCACUUUAUUAUUGACUGACAUUAUAUACUAAGUGGUUUUAUAUAUCAUGUAUUCUUUAAUCCUCCUAACAUCCCUGAUACACAGGUAUUAUUAUUAUUAUCCUCAUUUACAAAUGAGAAAACUGAGACUCAGAGAGAGUUAAAAAUAUGCUCAAAAUCCAAAUCUGUGAGUGGCAGAUCUGGGACUCAAACAUGGCUCUGUAAGGCUCUAUGGUCUGUGCUCUCCACAUUUAAUUCUCUCUGACCAAUUCAAUUUGAGUCCCAGAAACCAAUCUGGCUGUAACUUGUCAUCAGCCUCACCUUGAGAGGCCUGUCCACCAGGUGAUGCCUUGCCUGUCAUCUUUUCUUGACUGUAGAAUUUCUGACACCCCCUCCAAAGCUAAGGCUGCAUCCUCAGGUUUGGGCACUCCAAGCCCACCCUGAAUCCCACGCACAUUCUUAGCACCAGCUCCCAGGUCUUCACCAGCAGUCUGAUUUUGGCUCACUGUCACCUCAUUAUCCCUUCGCUUCCUUCCUCAAAGCUCUACUGACCCAAAUAGGCCUCUGACAUAUGCCAUAGUGGGUGUCUCCAAGGGAGUCCUGAUUCAUUUGGAACAGUUGCAUUCACUCAUUUAUUCAAAUUCAUCUGCCUUCUUUCCGGAUUUCGAUCAUUAUUAUUAACCUGCCUUGAGAUAUCUCUUCUGAUUCUGAAUCUCCCCCUUGAAAUAUAAAUAUCAAUAAUAGCUCUAUUAAAUGGAUUCAUGUUUAACAAUACCAGAAAGCGGGUUUCUGUCAGAUCUAUAAUAUAAAUUUUUAUAUUUUUAUACUAUAGAAAUAAAAGCUCACCACAUAUAAUAAUAGAAAUUUCACUUCUAACUGUUGAAUCUGUGUUGUUGUUUUAUAUUUUAAAUAACUCUAGGCUUUAAAAUAAACAGUUAUAACAUCCCUUGAGGUAUAACACACAUAACUAAGAAUGUACUGAGUAGAAUAUUCAUGAGAAAGUAAGAUCAAGAUGUCAAAUCCAGGGUUAUUAUUCAAUAAUUACUUAAUAAGCAUAUUCCAAUAAUAAACAUAAUUAAGACAUUCUUUUUUAAGUACAUAUGUUUAAUAAUUGGAUAAUGUACUCCUUUAUGAAGUAUUUUGCUCCAAAUCCCAUGCAUUAAUCAUAUAAAAAUUUAAAAAUAUAAAACAUUCAAAAUAAAAUGGAUUACUAUGUCCUACUGUCUAAUGACCAAUAACAUUUUUGUACUAAAAAAAUUAGUACUUAAAAUGUUCAGCAGUUAAAAAGCUUUUGAGAUACAUCAGCUUAGGUAUAAAAGGAAAAGCUACUGCUCCUUUAAAAAAAACUGAGAUUAUUUUUGCUUAAUUGUUUGCAGUGAAUGUCACUUGCAAAGCAGGUGCAGAAGUAUAAUAUCAUAAAGGGCUGUGCAUUUUAUUUUUGCUCCAGAUUGUUACUUACAGGAGCCCAAAAACGUUUCUUUGAAAAAUUAUCAAUUUACUGUGACAGAUAUGCUGAACAAAUUCCAGUAACCUUUGUGCUUGGCUUUUAUGUUACUCUAGUAGUGAAUCGAUGGUGGAACCAGUUUGUGAAUCUGCCCUGGCCAGACAGGCUGAUGUUUCUCAUCUCCAGCAGUGUUCAUGGAAGUGACGAGCAUGGGCGCCUGCUCAGGAGGACACUGAUGCGCUAUGUCAAUCUCACCUCCCUGCUCAUUUUCCGCUCAGUGAGCACAGCUGUGUACAAAAGGUUUCCGACGAUGGACCACGUGGUUGAAGCAGGUUUUAUGACAGCAGAUGAAAGAAAAUUAUUCGACCACCUCAAAUCUCCUCAUCUGAAAUACUGGGUUCCAUUCAUCUGGUUUGGAAAUCUCGCAGCUAAAGCCCGGAAGGAAGGUAGAAUCAGAGACAGUGUUGAUCUUCAAUCACUGAUGACUGAAAUGAACCGAUUUCGCUCCUGGUGCAGCCUCUUAUUUGGUUAUGACUGGGUUGGGAUUCCGCUGGUUUACACCCAGGUGGUCACGCUGGCUGUCUACACCUUCUUCUUUGCCUGCCUGAUUGGACGCCAGUUUUUGGAUCCCACCAAAGGCUAUGCGGGGCAUGACUUAGAUCUUUACAUUCCAAUCUUCACUCUCCUACAAUUCUUCUUCUACGCAGGAUGGCUCAAGGUAGCUGAGCAGCUUAUCAACCCUUUUGGAGAAGAUGAUGAUGAUUUUGAAACUAACUGGUGCAUUGACAGAAAUCUGCAGGUCUCUCUUUUGGCUGUGGAUGAAAUGCACAUGAGCUUACCCAAGAUGAAGAAGGAUAUUUACUGGGAUGAUUCUGCUGCUCGUCCACCAUACACACUGGCAGCUGCUGACUACUGCAUACCCUCAUUUCUGGGGUCAACCGUCCAAAUGGGGUUGUCUGGGUCCGAUCUGCCGGGUGACGAGUGGCUGUGGGAUUUUGAGAAGCACGGUCAUCGCCAUUCGGUGAUUAGAAGAGUCAAGAGGUUCCUGAGCGCUCACGAACAUGCCUCAAGCCCCAGGAGGAGAAGCUACGGGAGGCAGGCCAGCGACAGCUCCAUGUUCUUCCCCCCGAGCGACCUCAGCCCAACCAGGGAUCUGCUGGAUGUGCCUCCAAGAAGCCCUCACCGUGCCUCGGCCGCUCGGAAGCACCCCCAGUCUCCAAAGGGGAGCCCCAAGCUGCGCUCCAGCCUGGGAGAGCUGUCCACCAUCCGAGAGACCAGCCUGAGUCCACAGUCCAGUGUGAGGGGCUCCCCCACCAAAAUGCCGCAGGUCCCCGAGGCGUUGCUCACAGCCACGGAAGCACUAGCACCUGCGGCAGAGCACGGCCACCGUGACUCCACGGCCUCCAUCCAGAGCUCCGACUUUACAGGGCUUCAGCCCAGCAGGCCUGGGCAGCAGGAGGACCCUGUGGGGUCAGUCCCGUUCUCCUUCGAGAAAGAUGUGCCUCCUAGGGACCCUCGUUCCCAGACUGUUCCAGCCAAAGCUGAGAAAGACAGCCUCAAGUCUGCCUCUGAGGAGGACCCUCAUCAGAAGGACAAGUCCCCCCAAAAGUGGAGGCUCCCGGACUCCAGCCGCACCUCCCUGGCAGGCCUAAGUCUGGAUCCCAUGAACCCUGAGCCACUUCCUUUACUGGACCCAGAAACAUCCUCAGAGACCAGUGGAAUCACGUUUGCGGCGGGUUCUCGAGUCUCUCCUGAUGUGCUGUAUUUAAUAGAAAACCUGGACACCAAAGAAACAGAUAUUGUAGAGUUCAACAAUGAGCAGACGGAGGAGUCUCCCAAGGGAAGGCCAGAACGUUCUAGGACCUGGUUCUAGCCUAGAAUUUUACUUCCCCAAAAGUUCAAGCAGUAGUUCCAGAACAUACCCGGGGGCUGGUCAAUUUUUUUUGAAAUGAUCAUACUGUGUAAGCUACUUAAAACUUUGAAGGGCAUUACGAUACUGACAUUAUGGGAAGAUCAAACACAUUCAUGCUAUCUACCACAAAGUGACUUUCAUGGAAGUUACACAGACCACAGUGAUGUACCUUAAACAAAUAAGGAAUCAUAUAAAUUCAUAGAUUGUUGUAGAUUAUAAAUUCAUAGAUUGUUAUAAAUUAUAAAUUCAUAGAUUGUUAAACUGUGAAAAAGGCUUUAUAGAUCACAGUCCGAUCCCCUAGUUUUGCCAAAAGGGAGACAAAUGAUUCUCGCUUCCCUUUUUUCCCCCCUUUCUUCUUUUCUUCAGUUAUAAAGACUGGGCGAUGGAUCAUAUGAUGCCUCAAAAGCCCCUUCCUAAGGCUGAUUUCUCUGUGUAAGGCUUUCUAACAAUCUCACUCUGCUUUCUAUAACUAUCUUAAUUUCCUAAUUCUUAAGUUUCAUCAGCAUCAGAAAGCUCCAUCUCCCUUCAAUUUUCUUUUCAAUUUUCAGGACUUUGUUUUCCUCUCAUCUGCCUUGAUUUCCUCAUCCUUUUAUCCUCUCGUCCCCCUAGUCUUUCUCCCUCUCCAGUGACUCUAUUCCCUCCCCCGCUUUCAGGUUGUAACCUUUUCUCAGCCGACUCUGUUGCUUACUUCCUGCCAUGAUUUUCAAGGAGGUUUUGGCAAAGUUUCCGACGGAGCAAUUAAUAAGUGUCAGUAAAUCCAGCCUGACUUCACCCAGCUUCGCAGGAAGGGGCGUGGGAACUUGCUGUGUCUCUGCCGUGGCCAUCUCCUUCCACAAGCACUCUUAGGUCCUGAACACUGGAGGAGCAAUGAGGCCAUGAAAGCUGCAUAACCAAAUGCUUCAGAAGCAAAUAACAAGGUUUGAAACUGUUCCACUCAGACUCUUUAAGUAAAAAUCCCCAUUAUGUCACAACACGGGACCAGCUACUGUGUCUGGCAGGUUGUCUGGGAUGAAGUAGGGUAUUGGAGCUGGGAGGUUAAGGGAGUCCACGAUCACAAGGGGAGGGGACGCUGACUAACUUCCUCCAAGGAGUUCUUGGUCUUAUCUAUUGGGGGCUCCCAACUUUGCCCAGAAGGCCAUGUCUAAAGAAUGCUGCUCUAUUUCUGUCAUAUGAUGAAGCUUGACUGCAAGCUUAAGAAACAAAAUAAUCCUAAUUGCUACCACUUAUUGAGUGUUCACAACAGCAUGUAAAGUUCACAGAUAAUCCUACUAAUCCUCACAGGAAUCCCACAAAUUGAUAUACUAUUAUCUCUAUUUUUUUUUUUUUACCUUGGCUAUGGCAGUUGCCAUUUAUUUUUUAGUUUUUUUAACUUAUUUAUUUUUCAAUUGAAUGAUAAUUGCUUUACAAAAUUUUUGUUUUCUGUCAAACAUCAACAUGAAUCAGCCAUAGGUUCUAUUUUUUUACCUAUUUUAAUCUACUUUUUAAAGGAGUCUUUCAUUUCUUAAUGUUAGUUGUUAUUGUUAUUCUCUUAUUGAAAUAAUAUACCUUAGACCAAUGCUUAUUUGCUUUCUGUUUUUUUUUUUUUUUUUUUUUUUGGACUGCAUGUCAUGUGGGAUCUUAGUUCCUGGAUCAGGGAUUGACCCCCCACCCCCUGCAGUUAAAACCAUGGAGUCUUAACCACUGGAACACCAGGGAAGUCCCUAUCUCCAUUUUAAAGAUGAAAAAAACAGAGGCUUUAGAGAAAUAAUUGACUAAAAUUACCAAACCAGGAAAUGGCAGGGCUCAGAUUCAAGCCCAGGUUUCUCUGACUCAGAGCCCACGUUCUGGUCCAGCAUGCUUCAUCCCUGUGCUACGUUGUCUGCAGGGCCCUGAAUCUGCCAGGACUUUGCCCAGAAUUCUGGAGAAUGCCCCACGGGAGCCAGGCAUAAGACUCUCCAGCCUCAGAGGCCUGUCCCCGUCCUCCCCAUUGAAGUCUACCUUGACUUUUUAUGUAUGCACACAGGAAGGCAGUGUUCCAGCAUGAAGCCUAGCCAUGGUCCUCUUCAUUUCUGAGGACAGAAGAAAAUUAGCAGAACCCUCACCUCCCUUCCCCAGCUUCUCCCAACAAGCAAUGUUAUAUAUAGCACGUUUUGACAAGACAUGGCCACCCAAUGGGCCACCCCAGCUGCAUGACAGCAAUGACAUUUACUUGAACUAACUUUUUGCGAAGGGCUAAAAGAUCAUAAGAAGACUCUUGAGAGUCCCUUGGACUGCAAGGAGAUCCAACCAGUCCAUUCUGAAGGAGAUCAGCCCUGGGAUUUCUUUGGAAGGAAUGAUGCUAAAGCUGAAACUCCAGUACUUCG
This is a messenger RNA of Bubalus bubalis (water buffalo), 7856 nucleotides long. RefSeq names its product bestrophin 3 (gene BEST3). Gene Ontology annotation, molecular function: chloride channel activity. Bases 3538 to 5475 code for a protein of 645 amino acids. The transcript is spliced from 9 exons. Lineage: Eukaryota; Metazoa; Chordata; Mammalia; Artiodactyla; Bovidae. The record is from RefSeq and is a predicted model, not a curated record.